This is a messenger RNA of Medicago truncatula (barrel medic), 2119 nucleotides long. Its product is annotated as ATPase WRNIP1. Gene Ontology annotation, molecular function: protein binding; single-stranded DNA helicase activity; ATP hydrolysis activity. Gene Ontology annotation, cellular component: nucleus. Gene Ontology annotation, biological process: DNA-templated DNA replication; DNA synthesis involved in DNA repair. Lineage: Eukaryota; Viridiplantae; Streptophyta; Magnoliopsida; Fabales; Fabaceae. The transcript has a single exon. The record is from RefSeq and is a predicted model, not a curated record. The coding region runs from base 168 to 1823 and encodes 551 amino acids.
UGAACCCUCGUAAGUUAAUAUUUAUAAUAUGAACUUAAUCUAUCUAUAAGCUAAACUUAAAAUGUGACACAGCCAAACAAAGCUUACUAAGAAUGAAGACGAUUUGGUUUGGUUUGUAAUAAGUUGUUGGAAGAAGAAUACACAGAAUCAUCAUCAUCAUCAGAAAGAUGGAGAUGCAACAGCUUCUGAGCAUGGGUUUUCCUGAUGAGUUAGCCGCUCAAGCCUUAGCUGCCACUGGUGGUAAAUCCACUGUCAAAGCCACUGAAUGGAUUCUUACUCAUAAACCCCCCAAUUCCACCAUUCACACCCCUUCCUCUUCUCCUUCUUCUGCUUUUCAACCCAAACUCGAUCGUUUCUUCCAAACCCCACAACAACCCAUUCAAGCAGAACAACAACAACAACAAACAGAAGAACCAAACAAACGAACGAAGCUAUCACCAACACAACAAAACAAACCUUCAUUCUUCUUCAAACCAACUUCCAUGAAACAACAACCUCAAACUCAUGAACCAUUGUACGAACGACUCCGACCCAGAACACUCGACGAGGUUGUCGGACAAGAUCAUCUCUUAUCAACAAACUCCAUUCUCCGUUCAUCAAUUCAACGCAAACGUCUACCUUCAAUCCUUUUGUGGGGUCCACCUGGUACAGGUAAAACCACCAUUGCAAAAGCCAUUGUUAAUUCAUCAUCAACAACAAAAGAUUCACCUUUGUAUCGUUUUGUAUCUUUAUCCGCGGUUACGAGCGGUGUUAAAGAUGUUAGAGAAGCUGUUGAUGAAGCUAGAAAAGUUAGAGUUAAAACAAAUCAAACUACUGUUUUGUUUGUUGAUGAAGUUCAUAGGUUUAAUAAAUCUCAACAAGAUUCAUUUUUACCUGUUAUUGAAGAUGGUAGUAUUGUUUUUGUUGGUGCUACUACUGAAAACCCCUCUUUUCAUUUGAUUACACCAUUGUUGUCGCGUUGCCGUGUUCUUACUCUUAACCCUCUUCAGCCACAUCACCUCAUUUUGCUUCUCAAACGUGCUGUUAAUGACACGGAAAAAGGGUUGGUGAAAAGUCUUGGUUUUGGUUCUUGUAAAGUUGAUGUUAGUGUUGGUGAGGAUGUGGUUGAUUUUGUAGCUAAUAAUUGCGACGGUGAUGCUCGCGUUGCUUUGAAUGUGUUGGAGAUUGCUGGUGUUAAUGCGGCUGCACGAGUGGAACAUGAUAGUGAAGAAUGUCAGGAUGUUGCUGUUAGUGUUAGUGUUGAGGAUGCAAAGGAGGCGCUUCAAUGCAAGCAUCUUGCUUAUGAUAAAGCUGGGGAAGAACACUAUAAUUUGAUUAGUGCAUUGCAUAAGUCUAUGAGGGGUAGUGAUGCUGAUGCAGCGAUUUAUUGGUUGGCAAGAAUGUUAAAGGGAGGUGAAGAGCCGCUUUAUAUUGCACGUAGGCUUGUACGGUUUGCAAGUGAGGAUGUUGGUUUGGCUGAUCCUUUAGCUCUUAAUCAAGCUGUUUCGUGUUAUCAAGCUUGUCAUUUUAUAGGAAUGCCUGAGUGUAAUGUGAUUCUUGCACAGUGUGUUGCUUACUUGGCUUUGGCUCCGAAAUCUAUAGCAGUUUAUAGAGCAAUGGGAGCUGCUGAGAAGGCCGUGAGGGAAUCCGUUGGACAGAAUGAGGGGGUGCCUCUUCAUCUCAGGAACGCACCAACCAAGUUAAUGAAGGAAGUUGGGUAUGGGAAGGGAUACAUAUAUACUCCUGACAACCCUUCCGCAACACAGAGCUUCUUGCCACCCUCCCUUCAAGGGUUCAAAUUCCUUCAUUGGCCUGACAGGGAUCCCUCCGAGUUUGAUGGAUGAAAAUGUUCAAUUCCAGAUGAGAGUUUUUGUGUUAUUUUGUUCCUCUUUUUUGUUUCUCACAAAUUUCUCCACUGUCAUCUUUUUGUCAUUGCAAAGAAGUGUGUAGUAUAGGUAAGUAGUGGUUGGAGAAUGGCUAUCUAAGGCAAGUGUAACACAUGAUGUAGGUUUUGACUCAAUUAAAUGCUCAUUUUGAUGAACUUACUCCUAGAGUUUGCUUGGAUAGGGGAUUGUAGUGAGUUAAUGUAAUUUCUUGGAGUAAUUAAAAUGCGUUGGAUAAAAUAUCAGUUUUUGGUUAA